AACGAAAGCCAACUAAAACCUCAGGAAGUAUCACAUAUCUACUGUCUUUUCCCAUUAAAGUGUGUUUGUGUAGACCUGCAUUAAAGAGGGUGUGUUUAUGAAGUGCUACAACGUAGUAUUUAGUUCAUUUUAUCUUUAAAACUGACAACUGACUAAACCGGUUUCAGAUUGGGUUCAGUCGGUUGUGUGUAUUUUAGCGUGUACACUCAGAGAGACGGAUCUGCCAUGGCCAAUGGUGAAUGGUUUUACUCGAACAACUUCAACAGCAUGUUUAUCAGCAUGUCAGCACCUGAGACACCACUGAGCCUAAGAGCAAAACAUUAUGAGUGGAACCUGUUUGAUGGCAAAAGAUGGUUGGAGAUAAAUAACGAUUUUAUAAUCGAGUGUAACUACUGCCAGCCUGGAACAAAAGGGAUCACCAUUGACACACACUUAGGGUCUCUUUACAUUGACUUUGAUGCCAUGACAUUAAUAGGGCCUUAUGCCAACCUUGCUGUACGCCGACUAUCGACUAUGUCUCAUGACCAGAGAGAAGACAUGGGCUGGUUUUACAGAGACAACGGUUUCUGGUGUGAAUAUGGGGAGCAGGGAUCGAGUUGCAGCACAUCGUCGGUCAGCAGUCAGGACUUGGAGCUACAGUAUAACUACAACCCCAAAGGCUCCUACCAGUUUACAGCAGGAAAAACAUUGUACAUUUUGAAUUUCUCUGACAUGAUGCAAACGAACCUGUCCACUCACAAACAGAGGAAAGUGCGGCGCAGGCCAAAGUUUAUCUCCACAGUCUACAUAAACAACAGUCUGAACACUUUGGAACCAUCAACCUCCAGCAUAAAUACAUUUCCAUCAGCCACACAGACUGUAAAUCCACCCACUGCGGUUACCUGGCAGUUUAUGGAUGAGGAAGGCAUCUGGAAAGACUAUCAGAAACCAAAUUCCUCUCUGGACAGUAUGGAUAUAGAGAGACAGUAUCAGAGCAGUCCACAUGGCCAGCUUGAUUUCAGCGCUGGGUGGUACAGUUACACGCUCUCUUUCGAUGGAAUGUACCAAAUCAAUAAGACUUAUAAGACAACUAGAGCAGUUCGGAGAAUCGUUGCUAACGAGAGCAAAAGCAGCACUCUGUGCCAAGUUAUCUGGCAGUUUAAAGAUAUGGACAGCUGCUGGAAAGACUUCAUUAAAGGCACAGGAAGAGGGAAAUGUACUAUCUCAAGUCAGCAGAUUGAGAUGCAGUACCAGCAGAACAGGGCAGGAACUAUAAGAUUCAGCUCGGAUAAGUUCAACUACCAAAUCAACUUCUCAGACAUGACCCAGACAAACCUAUCCACUCUUACGAGGAGGGCGGUUCGCCGCGUCUAGCUUUAAAGGACCAGAUUCCUAGCUUUUCUCCGUAUUUAUUUAUUUAUUUCUAAAAACUUUAGCAUUUAUAUCAUCACCCUAGCUGUCGUUCUGUAUCUCUUGAGUUGUGUGACUAUUGGAUUGAGUUUCUAUAAAAGUAUACUGUAUAUUUCUAGUUCAGUUGAGCCAGACAUUCUAUUUGCACCCACUUUACAUAUUUUCUUAUAAACUUGGUGAAGAAUAGAGUCUGCUAUUAGUCAAGUUCACUGCCUUUUUUUUCUCAUGAACCGAAGUUUUGAAAAUGCUUUUGAAUGUUUUAAAGAAAACUCUCUGUAAUAUUCAAAUGCCAAAGUUUUACCUGCACUUUAAUUAACUUGAUUUAUACAGUCUUUUUUUAUUUUUUUGCAGUGGUCCUUUGGUACAAGAUUUAUAUCAAGUGAUAUUUUGGACACCAUAUGGGCAUUUUUUGCCUUCACUAACAGAUUUCAGACCACUUUAUAGCAAUUUUGCAAUUAAAGCUAUUAUAGCAAUUAAAGCUCAGAUGUAAUAAUUUGUAAAAUAUGAUAAAGGUUUUUCUCUUAAAAUUUACUUUUCCUUUCUGUCUUGUUCAGUCCAUUUUUAUAUUUCAAGUCACAAAUGGUAUUAUACUGCUUGUCAUGUCUGCUAAUGAUGUCACUUAUACCACUAUAGGAAUUGUUUUCAGUUACAUACCAAAAACAGACUAAUGGAGUGUGAAAUUCAAAAUUUGGGUUAGAGAAAUUAUGGGCUCUCUUGAACAUUGUUUGAACAAUCAGAUUAGUGGAAUUGAAUUUAUAUUUUAUGACAUUUGACAAGGGCUCUUAUCCAGAGCAACUUACAUUUAUCUGUUAUACAGCUGAGGGUUAAGGAUUUUGCUUAAGGACCCAGCAGUGGCAACUUGGCAGUGGUGGGAUUUGAACUCAUGACCUUCUGAUCAAAAGUCAAACAUCUUAUUAUCCACUUCUCUUAACGAAAGAGUCUGCACUUUUACAGACUUAACUAUAGAACAGCUGGUAAACACCUCUCUAGUUGAACUCUCUUUUCCUCUCUAGGACUUUCUGUUGUAGAAACAUAACCAGCCCCAUCAAACCAAGAGGAAUGGAGUGUCAUUAAGUCAGAUGUUUCCACAGAAUGCUGCAUAGCUAAAACAAGUAGAAUUUGAUCCCUACAUGUUAACCGGGAAGCCUCCACUGGAAAGUUUAGUUUUUUUUUUUCAUUACAUUUGCCUGAAAUACUUCAAAGAAAACGCUAUUGUAGGAAAAUAAUGUAAGUUGACGUGGAUGGGAUUUGACCUUGUUGGGUCGAUUGCAAAAUGAGUGCAUGUGCUGGUUACAGUGACAAUUUCAGAAAAAUCUAACAAAUACUUGAUUAUUCAUUCUUGAGAUAUCGUGCUAAUGAGAAUCUUGUCCAGGGGCAAUAAAAAAAUCCAUGUAGAAGCUCAGGUAGAAAGUUGUUCUGGAUAAAGGCGUCAACGAAAGUUGGCAUGUCAUUUGAAGCAGUGUAAAUCUGGUGGCUAUAAGCAAUAAUAUAAGCAGGUCAUUCCACUUCAAACUGCUUCUUCUAGCUUACCUUCUUCCCAAAGUGCAUCCUAGUGUCACCUCUUCACCAGGUAAGCAUUAUACACAGAUCAGGCGUAACAUUAUUACAUCAUAACAAUUAUGACUGGUGAAGUGAAUAAUACUGAUUAUCUCUUCAUCAUG
Messenger RNA from Silurus meridionalis, 3050 nucleotides. RefSeq lists its product as uncharacterized. The record is from RefSeq and is a predicted model, not a curated record. The coding region runs from base 226 to 1353 and encodes 375 amino acids. The transcript is spliced from 12 exons. Lineage: Eukaryota; Metazoa; Chordata; Actinopteri; Siluriformes; Siluridae. Gene Ontology annotation, molecular function: zinc ion binding.